Molecule: messenger RNA, 519 nt
Organism: Aspergillus ibericus CBS 121593
Lineage: Eukaryota; Fungi; Ascomycota; Eurotiomycetes; Eurotiales; Aspergillaceae
Exons: 1
Coding region: 150-443 (97 amino acids)
Source: RefSeq, a predicted model, not a curated record
UGAGGGUCAGCUUGGCGUUUACAGUGUGCAAGCAAAUAUCUUUAUAUUCUUUUCCGCUUUUGUGUCAUAUUUCUGGAAGCCAACAUCAUUAUUUCUAGAUUGCCAGAUCAAGGCCCAGGUUCAUUCUUUCUCCUGUUCCGAACUGCACCAUGCCCCUGCAUUGUUUCAAUACCGCAUGGUUUCCGCUUUCAUUCAUCGACGUUCUCUUUCUCUUUUCCUUUCACUUCAUGUUUCCCAUUUCUCUCGACGACACAUACUCGAAGCGCCGUGGAACCACCAAUCUCUCAGCCCAGCUGCAUUUCCUUGUCUUCACCCUAUCAUGUAUACCCUUUACUAUUUUUCCCUUAAUACUACUGGUGUCAGGAUCAUUCUUCGGUUUUGGGAGGCCUCAUAUAUUGCCAUCUUUGGUGGGUCAGGUUACAUUACAUGUCAGUAAAGCAUAAGAUAAAAAGGAGUAUUAUUGUCCGGGAUAGUCAAUAUCAUCAACUAUACAUAGCAUGAUCGCUUGUCCUAUCUUCC